Molecule: messenger RNA, 2157 nt
Organism: Candidozyma duobushaemuli
Lineage: Eukaryota; Fungi; Ascomycota; Pichiomycetes; Serinales; Metschnikowiaceae
Exons: 1
Coding region: 1-2157 (718 amino acids)
Biological process (GO): ATP synthesis coupled electron transport
Cellular component (GO): membrane
Molecular function (GO): iron-sulfur cluster binding; NADH dehydrogenase (ubiquinone) activity
Source: RefSeq, a predicted model, not a curated record
AUGUUGAGAUCGCUUUAUUCGGUUUCUUCGAGAAGACUUUUGUCGAGCUCAGUCAGGCGCUUGGCUGAUGUCAACGUUACCGUCGACGGUAAAACAGUUCAGAUAGAAGCUGGCUCGAGUAUUAUUCAAGCUGCUGACAAGGCUGGCGUUACCAUUCCUCGUUACUGUUACCAUGACAAAUUGGCCAUCGCUGGUAACUGCCGAAUGUGUCUUGUUGAUGUCGAGAGAAUGCCCAAAUUGAUUGCCUCUUGUGCUGUCCCAGUCCAAGAUGGUAUGGUUGUCCACACCGACAGUGAAAGAAUCCACAAAGCCAGAGAAGGUGUCACUGAAAUGUUGUUGGAGAACCAUCCCUUGGACUGCCCAAUUUGUGACCAGGGAGGUGAGUGUGAUUUGCAAGAGCAGUCAAACAGAUACGGUUCUGACAGAGGCAGAUUCAAGGAAGUCACUGGUAAGAGAGCUGUCGAGAACAAGGCUAUUGGUCCUUUGGUGAAGACAUCGAUGAACAGAUGUAUUCACUGUACUAGAUGUGUGAGAUUCAUGAACGAUGUCGCCGGUGCUCCUGAAUUGGGAUCUACUGGUAGAGGUAAUGAUUUGCAAAUCGGUACUUAUAUCGAAAGAAACAUCAACUCUGAGAUGUCUGGUAACAUCAUUGACUUAUGUCCUGUUGGUGCUUUGACAUCCAAACCAUAUGCUUUCAGAGCAAGACCUUGGGAGUUGAAGAGAACUGAGAGUAUUGAUGUCAUGGAUGCUAUUGGCUCUAACGUCAGAGUGGAUGCUAGAGGUAUCGAAGUGAUGAGAGUGUUGCCUCGUUUGAAUGACGAGAUCAACGAAGAGUGGAUCUCCGACAAGUCUAGAUUCGCUUGCGACGGUUUGAAGACUCAGAGAUUGACGAAUCCUUUGAUCAAGGAUGGCGACAGCUUUAAGCCUGCCACUUGGGACGAGGCUCUUUCAACCAUCGCUGCUGCCUACAACAAACUCAAGCCUAAUGGUGACGAAUUGAAGGCCAUCGCAGGUACUUUUGCCGAUGCCGAGGCUAUGGUCGCCUUGAAGGAUUUGGUUAACAAGUUGGGUUCUGAGAACACUGUUACUGAUGUCAAGCAGGCCACUGAAGCUCAUGGUGUUGACGUUAGAUCUAACUACGUGUUCAACAGUACUAUCGAUGGUAUUGAGGAUGCCGACCAGAUCUUGCUCGUUGGUUCUAACCCAAGAUUUGAGGCUGCUGUGUUGAACGCUAGAAUUAGAAAGGUUUGGUUGAGACAAGACUUGGAGAUCGGUGUCGUCGGUCAGGGAUUCGAUGCUACCUUUAACUACGAGAACUUGGGCGCUUCCGCCAAUGACUUGAAGAAGGCUUUGACUGGUGAGUAUGGUAAGAGAUUAGGCGAGGCCAAGAACCCAUUGAUUAUUGUUGGUUCGGGUGUUGCCGAGUCUGAGGACGCCAAUGCUAUCUACCACACUGUCGCUGAUUUUGCAUCUAAACACAAGAACUUCAACACCGAGGAAUGGAACGGUGUCAACCUUUUGCAUCGUGAGGCUUCUCGUGCGGCCGCCUUGGACCUUGGUUUCCAGAAAUUCACACCUGAAACCUCGAAGCCCAAAUUUGUCUACUUGCUUGGUGCCGAUGAGAUCAAGGGUUCUGACAUUCCUAAGGAUGCUUUCGUCAUUUACCAGGGUCACCAUGGUGACGUCGGUGCAUCAUUUGCCGACGUCAUUUUGCCAGGUGCUGCCUACACUGAAAAGUCUGCCACAUAUGUUAACACUGAGGGUAGGGCACAAAUCACGAGAGCUGCCACUAACCCCCCAGGCUCCUCGCGUGAGGACUGGAAGAUCCUCAGAGCUCUUUCUGAGUACGUUGGCGCUCCAUUGCCUUACGAUGAUUUGUACACUGUCAGAGAAAGAUUGGGCGAGAUUGCUCCCCACUUUAUCAGACAUGAGGUCAUUGAGCCUACUUCUCAGGACAUCGCCAAGGUUGGUCUCACGGAUAUCACUGGUAGACUUCUGACUUUCAAGGCUGCUGGUAUCCCAUUGAAGAACCCUAUCAAAAACUUCUACUUCACUGACGUGAUCUCCAGAUCCUCGCCCACUAUGGCUAAGUGUGUGUCUUCAUUCGGUGCCAAGAUCGACAAGAUCAAGGACCCAAAGCCAUUGGUUGACAUCUAA